CCAAACAGUUGCAGCUCGAGCAUCGGCUCCUUUGCGUCAGUUAAUCGUCGUGGUUCGAUCCUGCCGGAGUGGUUCAUCCUCCUGUUGAAAGCGGAAAGGAAAACAAAAUGAAGGAAUUCUAAGCCUGGGGAAACGGACGGGGAAGCACGGAACGUGGAACGUUGGGGACAGUGACAAAGUUUUGUGUAUUGUUUUUAGUUUUGCAGACCCCCACAAGUAGGCAGUUUGCGCUGCGGUUCGAGGACAACCACCGAAUCGAUUCUCGAAUAUAGAAAAAAAAAAAAAGCGAACGUUUGGCCUACUUCGUGAGCGGAAUGUGCGGUAGUAGAACAGUGUUGAUGGGGCCCGGUUCGGUCGUUACGGUCGACCCCUCGAUCCGGUUUAACGAUUGGUCACUUUGGCAGGAAGGGUCCUUGACUCGUGCUACAAUUCUGACGCAGUGAACAAGAAAACGAGAAAAAAAAAGUACGGCAUUAUUUUUCCUCAUUUGCUCUGUGCGAGAGAGAGAGAGAAGAUCGGUUCGGUUUCGGUGACGGGGGCAGCAGAGGACGAGUGGGAAAGGAGGAUAUUAAUAAAAGAAAAAUAACGGUGUUCACACAUGUGAUAAGAGAAAAUGGAAAAUGCAUUCUAGGCUCGAGCAGUAGCAGCAUUGGCAGCGAUGGCCGGAGGAAGCUGAAGAAGGCAAAAUGAGCCAGUGUUGCGGUGUGUAUGGAUGUUGUGUCAUUUUGUGAAUGAAAAUCGAUAUCACUGUGUGUAGAGUAUCCGCCAGCGGGUACAUAGACAGACCGACCGACCGACAGACAGAAGACAGAGGCCGCGCGUUGAGUUCAGCAAUCUCCCGGGGCAAAGCCUACUACUGAUGAGAAUGAUGUUGCUGCUGUGGCCGAUGUUGUCCGACAGGGUGAUGGAUAUAAUAAAAUUUGAAGCCUGCUUCGAUUGGAUUCAAAUUCAAGUGACGGCCUAGAGAAGCACAUCGGGGAUAAACAACAAUAAAAAAAAUUACAAACAGUGAAAAGUUUACAUCCGCCUGACCGGAACUCGAUGCCCUACAAUCGUCUGCCUGUCUGCCAAGCGUACCGUGUGAAUUAUUCGUUGUUUCCCUCGAUUUUCGUGAAUCGUGGUGUAGGUUUUUUUUUGUUUCGUUAGCUGGUCCUCUGAAUUAUUGAUGGUAGCGAUUUCGUUUUUUCGUGUUUUCGGAAAAUUAUUGUGGCUUGAAAAUACAAUUGCUGGCUGCCCCCCCAAACAACAACACCCCGGAUUGGAUAACUGAAACGCGCACGUUUCUGUGGUUGUGUUUGUGAGUGCGUAUGUGAGCGCGUUUGCGGAAAAGUUUUCUGCCAAUUCUGUAACCGCGUAUCCGCGUUGAAAGAAUCUCUGCGGUCGCCAUCGACCGAGGGCAGCAGCGGAAUCAAUCGAAGGAAGUGGAAUUGUUGCAGAGCUGGAAUUGGUUUCAAGCGAAAAAAAAAGUGUGGUUUUUGUUUUGUGGAAUAAAAAAAAAAACUAGCUUCAAAACCGCGGAAUGGCGCUGGGAACUGAUCGACUCGUGCCGCUCUCGAUCUAUCGGCUUGAAAAACUUACAACUAACUAUAUACAAUCACACCACCUCAAUAAACAGUUGAGUGUACCGUUAAAGUUUGUUAAACACCAAAUAAACAGAUAACCACUAAUCAAAAAAGCAGUUAAAAAUCAAACUAAGCGGAAUAUUAAACCAAAAUAAAUACUAGUUACUACCACUAUUAUUACAAUUAAAAUCAAGUUGUUCGAAGUAAACAAAAUAUAGUUAAAUCGUUAAACGAAAUAAAAUCGAAUAAUCGAAAAUAGUUAAAGGAGAAAAAAAAACCGCCUCCAGGUGUAACAACUCAGUAAAUCAAAACAAAACAAAGCAAGCCAAAAUAUUGAAUAAUAUCAACAAUCAAUAUCCAACUCCACCCCCACCUAUCCACAUCAUACACGCACACAGAUCGAGUCGGAUCGACGCCGCUGCCGCAGCCGCCAACAGCCGCCAUCGUAUGACCGGUGUCGUACACCACUAGCCACUAGUGCCGCCGCUAUAACAACAAAGGAACGACUUCGACGACGACGACUACGAUGGAACUGGUCACAACGACAGCCACCCUAGCGCUGAUGCUAACCCUGUUGGCCCUGAUGCUGUUGCUACCAUACCACGGAGUAGCCGCCGCACUAACCUCCGAUCUGACCGCCUCGAUCAACGGACUGCAGGUGCUGUACCGGUUCGGGGCACUGGCAAGCCGGCGACUGCUGCUAACCCUACCGUCGACGGUGCUGACACUUGCGGUCAGCUGGAUGCUGGUACCACUGCCAGUGGUUCAGGGUGGUUACCACGAAAAGCGUCUACUGCACCAUCUGCUGGAUAGUUACAAUGUACUGGAGCGGCCGGUGGUUAAUGAGUCCGAUCCACUGCAGCUCAGCUUCGGUUUGACGCUGAUGCAGAUUAUCGAUGUGGACGAAAAGAAUCAACUGCUGAUCACCAACAUUUGGCUGAAAUUGGAAUGGAACGACAUGAACGUCCGGUGGAACUCGUCCGAGUACGGAGGCGUGCGGGAUUUGCGGAUACCACCGCACCGGCUGUGGAAGCCGGAUGUUCUGAUGUACAACAGCGCCGACGAAGGCUUCGAUGGAACCUACCCGACGAACGUGGUCGUCCGGAACAAUGGUUCCUGUCUGUACGUGCCGCCCGGUAUCUUCAAGUCGACCUGUAAAAUCGACAUCACCUGGUUCCCGUUCGAUGACCAGCGGUGCGAGAUGAAGUUUGGCUCGUGGACCUACGAUGGUUUUCAGCUAGACUUGCAGCUCCAGGACGAAGCCGGUGGCGAUAUCAGCAGUUUCAUAACGAACGGCGAGUGGGAACUGUUAGGCGUCCCCGGUAAGCGAAACGAAAUCUACUACAACUGCUGCCCGGAGCCGUACAUCGACAUUACGUUCGCGAUUCUGAUCCGGCGGAAGACGUUGUACUACUUCUUCAAUCUGAUCGUACCGUGCGUGCUGAUCGCGUCGAUGGCUCUCCUUGGUUUCACACUGCCACCGGACUCCGGCGAGAAGCUGUCGCUCGGGGUCACCAUUCUGCUGUCACUCACUGUCUUCCUUAACAUGGUGGCGGAAACCAUGCCGGCCACUUCGGAUGCUGUGCCUCUGUUAGGAACCUAUUUCAAUUGCAUCAUGUUCAUGGUGGCCUCAUCGGUGGUGUCCACAAUUCUUAUCCUGAACUAUCACCAUCGGAACGCGGAAACGCACGUAAUGUCGGACUGGAUUCGGGUAGUGUUCCUAUCCUGGCUGCCAUGCAUCCUGCGGAUGACCCGACCCGGGGAACCCUUCCCGCAUCCGUGCCGUCAGUCGGAGGAUGAGAAGAACAAGCAACUGCAGGAGGUGGAAAUGCGUGAAAGAUCCUCGAAAUCGUUGCUCGCGAACGUACUGGACAUUGACGACGACUACCGGUGCAAUCACCGGUGCAAUACACUGCCCCACAAUCCGACCUACUACCGGACACUGUACCGCCAGGGGGACGACGGGAGUGUCGGCGUGUUGACGGGGGCUGGCGGCGGAACGGACACGAUCGGUCGCAGCGGUGGCCUCGGAACGAUCAGUGCCGCUGGGGGUGGCCGCCUGCACGAAACAGUGUCCUCGCAUACCUGUCUCAGCUCCUCGGCCGAGUACGAGCUGGCGCUGAUACUGAAGGAGUUGCGGUACAUCACCGAUCAGCUCCGCAAGGAGGACGAAAAUGGCGAGGUGACCCGGGACUGGAAGUUUGCCGCCAUGGUGGUCGACCGUUUGUGCCUUAUCAUCUUCACCCUGUUCACGCUCAUCGCGACGCUGGCUGUACUCUUUUCAGCGCCUAAUUUUAUCUUCUCAUAACAACCAUCAUCAACAACAACCGCAGCCACAGCAGCACCAGUUACGACAGCAGCCACAUCCUUUCCAACAACAACAACGCCGACGACAACAAACCCAGCCUACGCCGGAGACAACAACGCUCACAUUGAGAUCGUUCCAAUUCUGCGCUCGCCCGGAGAUGGCGGUGGCGGCACGGUGGACGAUCCGACCUCGUGGAUUCUUCUCGGGGGAACACUGGCCCUGGUGGUUCUGGUGGUGACUUUGGCCUCCGUUGCACUCCUGCUGGCGGUUCUGGUGCUGCUGGGCAAUGGGACACUCACUCAACUGUUUGCGGUGACUGAUUAUAAGUUAAGAAAAUAUGUUCAAAUUUUCGUGAAAAGUUUUAAAUUAAUGAACGAUGCGUAAACAAAACAACUUCGGACAACCGUAGGCGAUCGGAGAUAGAAUGGGCGUUAGACGUAGGGCGAAAGUAUGUAGAACAUCAAAGCAGGCCGUUUUUUAUCGAACAGAAUAGUUUCCUCGGUAACGUCAUGCAAUGUGAGUAGUUUUCUCUACUUUUUAAAACGUUUCCUUUUUGUAAGUGGUUUAGACGAAACGUAGGACACGUGUAAUUGACUGUUUAUCAGUUUAGAUAAGUUGACUUCGAACUAGAACAAAAUGUGGAAUGGGAAGCGAUGAACGAAAAUCAUAGCAAGUUACUUGAUUCAAUCCGGUUUCUAUAUUUACAUCAAAACUAACAUUGAAUGUACAUAACUGAUAGAUUUUAUUAGAGCACCCCGCAUCAGCUCCCGGCGACGUACGGCUUGCAAAGGUUUGUCCGUGAUCAACUGUCAAACUUCUCCAGGCCUGCUGAGACAGUGCAAUUCUUCCGGUGGAAUGUAAAUAAUUUUAAACCGUGCAUUCACCAUUCUCAAACUUCAUACUUUCAUAGCUUUGUUACGUUUCGACACUAGGCAAGUUCCCCCGUGCUAACUCACUACACGAGUAGUACUAAAAUUCUACCGAAACUUUCGGAAACACUCUCGCGAAACUGCUUGUGAGAAAAAAUAAAAGCAGUGGAGCGUUGAGAAAGAGAAUAAAACACAAGAGUCGCAGCAAACUUAUUGAAGACAUUAGUUAAUAAUGACUAAACUAAUUAGUGAAGUUUUAUACGUAAGUGAUCUUUUUUAUACGAACAAGAAAAAAUAUGGCAAGUUAAUCAAACUGUUGACGGAUGGGCGACGAUUAACGGAGUGAGGAAGAAGCAAAAAAAACUAGCUAAUAUGUAGGUUGUUGAAUAUUAUGCCAUAAGGUAAGGAUAGUUUAGUUAUGUUACGCUGAGAAUUUGCUAGUCAAGUUGCAUAGGAAAUACUAGGAAGCUAAGAACGAAAGCAUAGGGCAGAACGCUGCUCUACGAUUAGCUGCUUGCAAUCGAAUCAAAACAGUCAAUAAAUCAAAAAAUAGGGUUAAAAAUUAAUUGAGAAUCGAACAUGGAAACUGGGUUGUGGCCGGGUGGAUCAGUGCUGUACUCGUUUCGAAAGCGAACGAGUAUGCGCUAAAGCGAAUAAUUAAGAAUUGUUUGAAAUUUACAGUUGGGUUAAAUCUGCGAUAUUUUUGUUUUUAAAACCGUGCGAUGGAUGAAAAACGUCUAAUUUCGACAGAAGAAUUAUAAUAGUAGAGAAUGUUCUGAGACACAUCCAAAGUAGCAUUUGUAACAAGCAACGACUACGAUUAGUUGCAUAAGCAUAAGCUUUUACACGUUCGCUUUUUUGGUUGCUAAACCACCUCAAUAAUCGUUGCCGUAUACCUUUAUGUGACGAAUUAUGUUGCUCAAACUGCUAGUCAACAACCGGUGUUUCUUGGGAUAGACACGCCUGCAGACUUAACCCAUUCUAAUGAGUAGCCGCUACAAGCAAACGGCUCGUAGUCUGAUUUUGUCGCUCUUUUGCACUUCGUAUCACACGAACUACUGUUGUUAUUUACAUUGGGUAGUAUCCUGUUUAUUUUGCUUCAUGGGUCUGCUGGAUGCCUUACCUCCCACAUUUCGCAUCUUCAUGUUGUGAGAAACCGUCUGCUACUUAUUUUCAGAUUGAUUUUUGUUGAAUCAACGUUUUUCGAACAAAAUACCUCAAUAAAUAUGCAAGCGAAAGCACAUACGCUCUACUAAAACCUUACAACCAAGUCGAAAUGGCUGUUCUAGCUGCUCCAAAGUAUUGAAAUAAGUAAACAAGGAAAGCCUUAGUUCUACAAGGCUAUCUCGGUAAACCAAACUCGAGUUGAAUCUGUUUCCGCCACCGAUAAAUUCAUUCUACUAUCUGUUGCAGAUAAGGUUUUAGCCAGUACUUGGGCUCAGUUUUUAUUUACUCGGCUGACCCUUUGUGCCAGGGCGGCACAAUAGCGUCCUCCAAUAAGUUCGAGGUUUUUACAAACAAACAAUAAAAGUAAACAAAAAUAAUCACUUAACCGACUUAUAUUCACUGCACGCUGAUCUACGGCUGCUGUUCAAUGGGACGGCUGGGUGGUAUCUUCCGACCGGCCAGAACAGCAACGAUCGAAUUCAUCCCCGCAUUAUCGUUGAUUGUUCCGAAAGCGGCCCUUUACUUCUUUUCAAUGAAGUGGGUCAGACUCAGCUAUUCGAACCUCGGAUCCUAGCAACGGUGACGAAAUAUCGUGGGAUCGACCUGAUCGCAGCUAGCGAUCCAAGAAGUCUUAUUUGUCUCGCUGAGCGCUUAUUCUCAACAACGAGAACAGAUGGCGACCCAAGAUCGAGCAAUAUGGAAAUUUGGAAUAUAUUCGGUCAAGAACACCUGGAUAACUCGACCACGAUGGUGGUGGUGAUCAUGAUGACAACUGGUGGUACUUCGGGAUACUUGAUAUUUAACCGGGAACGCAUCGCAUCCUAUAUUGUGGUUGGAAGUUGUCCUGAAACAUCUUCUCUUCUGCCCUGAGCUUAUCGCACAAAUUUGACCAAGAGUUGAGUUGCAUAGACGUCCUGAGACCUUACCAGAGUGACCCUGAACUUGACAAUGAAAAGGUACACUGUUCAAGGUUCUUCAGCACAAAUCGAUGAAAAUUGCAGACUCCAAAGUAACGUCGAACCCGUGAACCCGAACCCAAAGCCCGAAUGUGAAACAAAACGUGAAAUUCCAAAAAGCAGAUGCUGAUAGCUUCUGAUUACUGCAAUUUGUAAGCGAAUCCGUUAGUCACAGGUCCUGCAUAAGUGAGCCGGUGAAUUGUUCGCAGCUAACGGAAACUGAAAUAGUCAACAUAGAAGUCGUGGCGUACAACGGUAUCCGUCAGUGGAAAAUUUUGCACUUCAUUGUUGACAAGCUAGUUACCAGAAACGGAGAACUACAUGUGCCGUAGAGGACGGUGCGGAAUUGGUGAUUCUUCAAUCUUCACCAAAUGCGCUGAGGCAGGUAUAGAAGAUAUUCACCUUUUUAUGCUCGUCAAGGUUUCUAUUUUAGGCAUCUACACUUAACCCACGUUGUCGCUGCAAGCACACAGCUCCUAACCCAAUUCAGGGUGUCUGUGGUUCCUUAAUAUUCCACAUCGAACCCAGCCGUCCCUAGACCCUCAAGAUUCCUUGAUAAGGUCAGGAUGAUUGCAAUAUCUACGGUGGAAAAUACAGAAGACAGAAGGGGAAACUAAAUAGUUCUAAUACCGCUCAGCCCUAUGCCGAUUUUGUUGCCCGUUCUCGAGCCACCGGCAUCGACGAUCGAUGAGUUUGUAGUAGGCUGUCUGUACCACUUAACGGACCUGCCUUCUGGUAAAGCAUUUCGAGACCUCUGAACAACUCUGCUCUGAUCUGUGCAGUCUAAACAUGGUAUCUUUGGAAUCUGGUUCCGCAGCUAUGAGUUAGGAACCAUGAGCUCUGGGACUCUUGAUGCAGUCUGUGUCACUUCCUAGCCGGACUGACUUGGUGACGGCGCGAACGAUGAUGGUAGCGGGGAUCGCGAGUACUCUUGGUGAAAAGUCUUGGCUGUCUCUAUCUCCGAGGGAUCUCCACGAAAACUUCCCAAGAGAGCAACGGAUGAAAGGCAAACAAUUUGGUGCCCUACCAUACAACCAUCGACCUUAGCACUGAUACUUCUUGCCAGUAUGCUACGUAGCAGUUUAGCUGCGAAGUGAAAGAAAUCGUGAUUCAGCUCGGCGAUAAAAUCUAGAUUAAGCCCUCGGUAUUCUGGUCGAUCAAUUCUUUGUCGUCAUAGAUGGGGUUAAGUAUUCAGACAUCACCAAUGUUCAAAACUUGCUACCGUGCACGGCUGACUACUAUGGACUGAGAUUGUAGUGCGAAUGUGGGAAUAUCGACCCCCCAAAAUUGUGUUCACUGACGAUUCUGAAAGAGGUCGUCGACUUCGGGGGAGAGGAGUUCCGCAAUAUCAACGGAGUGCCGCGAGGCUCAGUGCUAGUCGUGACAUUAUUCCUCCUCAGGAUAAACUCGCUCUUCGCAGCGCUCUCCGGAGGUAUCCACGUGUCUGUUUACUCCGACGACACCAUCCUGGUGGCCCUGGGGAAAACCAUCAUGCGUAUCCAGAUGUCAAUACAGGCGGCCGUCAACGCCGUUGGCCGAUGAUCACUCGCAACAGAAUUCAAUAUCUCCACCGAAAAAUGCGCUAUCACUCAUUGCUGCGGCACUCACUGCCUAGCCAACUCCAGGCCACUCCGCCUGAACGACACUAUUGUACCCUUUCGGAAGGAACCAGUCAUCCUCGGAGUCACCAUCGAUAGGAAACUUACGUUGACACCCCAUUUCCGUCGAAUAAAAAAGGAAAAAACGGCUGGUCCGCUCUAUCUGCUCCCAGCGCCCCAAAAAUAAUAGCAGGACAGCUAAAUAUUUUACGGGAUCGAACUUACGUGCCGAAAUUUAGACGGGCUCUCCACUAUCCUCGGGCCACUAUACGGAACGGUUAACCGCCGUAUAGUAAAGCAUCCCUUCCGAAGCAGGCUGCGUUAAGGCCGGAGUACAUCCGUGACGCUGGGAAGCAGCCAGUGUAACUCUCAAACGGGCGCUAAACUUCCUCGAGCAGACAGCGGGCGACGAAUGUGACCUUCUUACCAUCGCAACCAAGAUCCCCCAAGAGUUCCCCAAUAAGCCCUUCUCAACCAUCACCCGGCUGCAUUGCGUAAGACCACGACCCUGGACCGAACAUCGACGACAGCCUCACUUUCACAAUAAUGAUCGAUGAAUCCCCCGAGUAGCAUUAUGUCAAAAUACAGGACGUCAACCGAACGUACCAACAACACCUCAAAGUAUAUACUGACGGCUCCAAGGCGGACGAUGGCGUUAGAGCGGGAAUCAGCGGACUGGGUAGAGGGCUCUUCUUCCGCCUUCCCUCUCCUGCUCAGUUUUCAAGGCGGAACCGGCAGCCAUUGCGGGGGCAAUGGCCAUAAGGAGCACAGACGAACCAACGGUUAUUUUCGCUGACUCCUUGUCAAUCUUGAGGGACAUCGUAUCCGGAACGACCACUCACACCUAUGUAAAGCCCAUCGAGCGCCACUGGUUACACUGUGCUGGAUCCUUGGCCACAGCGGUAUCAUAGGGAACAUAGAUGCUGAUCAGCUAGCACCACACGGGAAACGAACCCGAACCCGUCACCCCAACAGCCGACAUCUACGGAGAUUUCAACACGAACAUUCACCAACCACUGGCCGAGAUCCCAAAGCUACACACAGGACCGCCCGAGUAAACUCGAAGGAGCAAAGGAUACUCUUCCGGCUCCUGGUGGAACACACUAGAGUAACCGACGCCCACACCAAUACCGAAUUGCGUCCCUUGUAGCACCCGACUCUCUUUCGGACACCUCCUCUGCAACUGCCGGGAAGACCUCCGACGACAAUAUAAACUGGUGGAAUCAAUACGGGACGUACUGGCCAACAACCCGGUGCGGGAGGAGGUACUUCUCCUAUUUCCAAAGGACACCGGCCUGUACGACCGUAUUUAAGGCAACACGACCGAACGUUUCCUGCGGUCUAGAUCAGCCAAAAGCUAUCAACUCCACUAUCCGUGAAAACCCGACCAACUGUAGGUCCUCUGCCACAACCUCUACCGGGGGCUGGAGAGGUUCCCCACGACCCAGAUCAGCCAAAACCGGUUUCUUCGAACAUAUCCAAGCAGGAACACACCAUGACCGCAUUACCAAUAGGCCCUAUACCACACCCUCCCGGUGCUGGAGAGGUCGCCCUUGGUCUGACGCAGUCACCAGAGAGAAAACUACAACCAAAGCGCGGCGCUGAUCUCUGGAUUCUGAACCUUUACCCCUCUAACACGGCAACUUUCUUCAUAUUUCAUCCGUUGAGGAAUGGAAGUAGAUUAGACCACGAUAGUCACUCCAACUAAACGAAGAGUCCGGAUGGUUGAAUUCAACGCCGGCCGUCGCGAUUUCAUCGGAGGGUCUAUUUUAUAGGUGACCUCGAUCGGGUAGUGAUCUAGAACAAAUCGUUAGCUCUAUGGGGGUUAUUGUGCCUCUAGCGAAGGUUACUCUAUGAUCACAUAAAUUUCAUUUCCGAGACAGUUGGGAUGUCCGGACUGGUAAGGCUUUGUGGUGAGCGUUUAUAUCUUCCAUGACGACGAACGGAGGUGGUUAGAUCUUUCUUCCCAAAGAUCACCGACCGGGGUUUGGUGACCAUCAAUGUAUUCCUUUUCAUGUUGUGGGAGGGGAACGAAGUUUUGUAGGAAGAGCUGUUCCAGUCGGUUCCAGCAAGAGGUCUCUCUGGACAGACCAAAGGUCCUUGGGCAGUAACCUCCCAGAUUUUCAUUUUGAACCACGAACUCUGCACAUAGAAAUCUCAUCGCUGCACUUGGCACGUUGAAUUCAGUAUUCUAGUCUCUGACAGUAACCGUAGUCUCUGGACUAUGGACACUGACCUUCCAAUUCAGCAUUUUCAACCGUGACUUUGAACUCUUGUCCCUGGAAAUCGGGAAAAUAAACUCUAAACUUUGAGCUUCGAAAGCUAAUCCCUGGACUCCAAGGUUCUGGUCUCUGCAAGCUGACUUUAGGGCUACGAGGUCCGGAGAUUUGCUACGACCUUGGGCGUCACGAUCUGGAACACAGAACUAGACUUGAGUUUUAGGAACCCAGAACUUUCGACUUUGCAUCUAGGCUCCGCAUUCUUGACUAGAGUCUAGCGGUGAUAUCUGGGGUCAAGGAACUGAUUUCAAAUCCCUGGAUACAUUUUGAAGCGUAAACACUUUGGCUCGGUUCUUGUGUCCAUACAACAUACAACAUUACCGUUCAGUUGUCGUCUACGGCCUUAAGAAUCUGAUUUCUACGACGGUUUGGAAGGAAAUCUGUGCAGUGAACUAUGAUCUGUGGACUCCGAUAUCUUAACUCUGGACUAUGAAACUUGAAUAUUGGGGCCUGAGCUCACAUUUUUUUCUAUGUCUUUUAGUCUCAGUACUUUGCAUUCUGGACUCGAGACUUGGAAAUUGAGACCCUUGGACUCUGCACACUGAGCUCUAUAUUUUAGACUCUAGAGUCCGUAUUCGGGACUGGGAUCUAGCAUUCUGGCCCGAUGGUCUGUGAAUUCUAAACUCGGCACUCUAAAAUCUGAACCAUGGAAUAUAGACUCUACGCUCUGAUGUCCGGACUUUGGUCUGCGGGUUAUUAUUUCUGGAUUUUAGGAAUCUGCUAGACUAGGAUCUGAUUUGACUCUGGACGGUUUCUACUGCAGUUUUCUUCUUCACCAACAUGUCGGCCUUAAGAAUCCCAAUGCUACGGUGGUUGCGACGUCCUAACCCCAAGGCUGGGUAUUGAAUAUUUUUAGCUCAUUUUUAGGUUACAUCUUCCUUCCCAAAUAUGGCAGCCCACUGGUGUUCAGAGUUCAAAGGAGGUCCUGGACGAACCACCAAUACAAUCAGAAGGCGCUGUUUCCAGUUCGCCGUGGGAGUACUCCUGAUGCAGGACAAAAUUUUGUGGAAACUUAGCUGUUCCAGUCCGCUUCUUAGUCGGUCGAACAUCGGCAAAGCGUAGUCGUUGGGGAUCGAGACUUCGUUCAUAUAAUGGUCGCUGUUACGUAGUCCUCCGAGGACAGACCAAAGACAGUCGGCGACAAAGCUGGUCGAAUCUUUUUCCCAAACAUGGUUGCCGAUCGGGGUUUUGUAGAGUCCAGAGGGUUCGAGGGUGUCUUGGCGGAUCACCAAAGUAGUCCAAGCUAUUCUAUAAGGCCCCUUAGUAGAUCCAAAACCGGCGUCACAAUGUCGUCAAAGAAUCGCUGUUGCAAAGGUCUCUAGGGCAAACCAAAGGCAGUUGGUGGUCAUGGUUCUGAAACGUCUAGCGUAGCCGUAAGCGUAUCCGUAAUUCAAUACUAUCGCUCAGUACUUCUCAACGGCCUUAGGAAUCUCAUUGUCAUGGCGGUUGGAGUGCUCUGACCCACUGGCUAGGUAGUGGGCGUUAAUACCCUCCGUAAUGAAGAAACGUGGGUGGAAUUUGCGGCACUAUAGUUUUUUUCACAUUCAGUGUCACGUAUUGUACACAAAAAGAGUAGCUUGAUUCAUCUAGACCUUCUACUCUGGUAACCAGUAUCUAACCAUUUGUAAUUUAUUAACUCACACUGGUAUCGGCUCUCGAGUCACACAGACCAAUCGACACUUUUUAAUAUCUGCGUGUCCUGGAUAGCCAGGCCGACUGUACAAUGACCUGGAUGUUUUUUUAACCGUGGGCAUUCAAUUAGAUGACCAGCGAGUUGAGGUUCGAACGAUAGAUUGCUGUUGAUUCGGACUAUCUACUAGUGACAUUUGUCACGCCAUUGUCGAUGGUUUCUGAACACAUGAAUGCCUGAUAUUUACUCUAUCCUUCCACGGUCGGGUUUGCCACUGGAUGGUCCCUCCCAAGUGGCAACGAGUCAUCUGCAAACUUUAUAGCGAAUAUUGCGCCGUCCUUAGAGGUACACUCAAGUUCGCAUUAUUGGAUCUAUUUUAUUUAUUAUUGAAGCACAUGCGUUGUUUAGCAUCCAAACUCUAGAAUAUUUUGUUUUGGUUUUAAGGACAACAUACAAGCGAGCCACAACAUAUCUCCAACGCCACAUACCCCUCUCCAGUGCCUACCCAUGUAUCUGACAUGAGCAAAUAUAAAAAUACGUUUUUCAACACACUAACCUUGCCACGAAACUGCUACUUGAGGAAGCUAGAACAUUUUCCUACAAAAUCAACCCGAGUUUUGGACGAAAUGCCAUCUGUAGUUCUUAUUUUGUGCGAAAAUAUCACUCUUCUUCACUUGGGGUUUCUUUUCGAAACACUCUUAUUUUUCUUCUCACUUUCAUUGCACUUUUUCAAAUGCACUUUAAUCUCACACCACUGCAAAAAACACCCGCGAAACUUCAAUCGUUUACUAACAAAACUUCAAAUUUGCUGGCACUGUGCAGAUGACCGCAGGAAAAUGUCGGAAACUCUCAUUUGCGCGCUUGAAUUUUCACUUCGAAUUCCAUUUUUCCUCAAUGUAAACAAGCGAGUCGGUGCCUAGCAACAAGCGUGCGUUCCUGGCUUCCACAUAUCUUCCCUAAUGAAAAAUUUCUUUUCCAUACACUGCUUACUGCGAUCUGUGUUUUUCGUACACUCAACGAUGGCGACACGUUUGUAGCGCAAUGCUCUCAGUUACCCGAGCAGAAACGUUUCAAAUAUUGGCAGCAUCGCCAACAAAAAUUGAAAAACUCACACUACUGAAAUGCAAAGAUUCAAAUGGCACACUACAGUUUCGAUGUUCGAUCUAUAUCUGGCAUAAGUUGUUGAAUACAGAAAUAUUGUUGAAACGAAAACACAAUAAUCCAAACAUUGCAAAAUAGUCGCUUAAUCAAUAAAAUCAAUUCGCAAACACGUCGAACCGGGGUUCAAUUUCGUAAAUGUCAGCCGUGUAGGAAAGGGUAAAAACCGGCUCCUACGAUGAAUAUAAAAUAUUCUUGAAUAGCUUUUCAACAUGGCCGACGUUUGUCCAACGGAAAGAUGAAUCCUAGAUUGGCGUCACUCACAGACUGCCACUCGCACGACUACAAUGAAGCUUCUUCCCAAAAAAAACCAAAAGAAGAACUUAAAGUUUGCAACAAAAAAACCAAAACGCAGACAUACAACAAACGACUUAACCACGAUCAUAACGGUGGUGUUUGGGGUAAGAAAAAUGCUGUGAUAAAAAGUAUCUUCGUACGCGAAACAAUACAGAAAAAAUUGUUAUUCACCACAAGCAAACUUAAUAACGAAAUGAAGUAAAAAAAAAACUGGUUGUUAGAACUUCACACGGCAAAUGAUAACAGACAAGCAAAUCACUAAAGAACCGUUCAUCUUAAAAAAAACGAUAACUAAGUACAGUAACCAUCCCGUAUAAAGGCAAGACCGAUAACAGAAACGGAAAUAAAAUCUAAAAAGCAUUAAGCAGCAUAAAAUCCAAUCGACUAAAGAUAAUUGUGUAAAUAAAUUAAUAGUUGAAAAAAUACAAACGACGAGAGAAGCAGAUCAAAUCGUUAUUUUUAUACACACAUAUACCAAAGUGGAAAUGUCAAAUUGAACACUUUCCAUGAUAGAAAUAAAAAAAAAUCAGAUUCUACAAAGUAACCAGUUCGAUAUGAGCGAAAAAAAAACAAAACCAGUAGGCGUAUGUUUGAGCGCGAUUAGUGACACUUCGAGCGACAAGACACUAACUCGAACUCAUUUUUUGUACUCCCAGUAUCAAAACAAUAGGGUAAUAAACAGUAAGGAUUAAACUUUAUAAAUAAAACAGAAACUCAUUGCGGGCGGCAGUCAGUCAAUCUGCCGAGCGCCAAUGAGAUAAAAAGCGAUCGAUAAGAGUAACACUAACACUAAUGUAUAGGUGAGACUAGGCUGAAAUAGGCACGGGUUUCGGUUUCAAUUCAUCCGAACGAGUUUUUGAUUGUUAUUUCUCUCAUACACCACACGCUAAAUUCCCCUUCAUUGAGCUUGAUUCUCUCUGUUUGCAGUAGCUGUGUAAAGUUGGUUACCAAUUAGGAAAACGUCUGCCCGCCCUAUUUAUUUAUGUAUGCCACAGCUCAUCAAAUGCUGUUGUUAGGUUAGAUUAGAUAAACGAAACAAACAAGAAAAACUACUUUACAAAGAGAAACACGUUGUUACGUUUGUAGUGAACAGGUAACAAAAAUGCAAGAACAAAAAAAAACAAUUACACACGAAAAAUCGUCUUCCUACAUAAACAAAAAAUAAAUUGUUUAACCAAAAAAUGAACUUUUUCACUCACAUACUCAUGCUCUAAGCGAGCAGCGCAAUUUUUAUAGCAAACGCUCUAAUACUCGGCUUUUCUGACAUUUUUUUCCGAAUUUGGUUCUUACAAUUCGAUUGUUUCGCUAUUUUGCCUGGUUUUGGCGAUUUUCACCCCGAAAAAAAAAUUUCGAUGGUCAAUUAUUGUAAAGUAUUCUACUUUCCUAAUCAAUUUUACUAGACAUUUUUAAUCUACAAGUACUGUAUAGUUGAAGCGUAAUUAAUACAAACUAAAUUGUAAUUAUAAACGAAAACAAAAAAAACGAGAAAAGAGUAAAGCAUGAAUAUCUAAACAAUUAAACAAAAAUCAAGUGAACGCUGAAAACAAGCAAGACAAAACAUCGUAGUGCCAAACAUACAUCCCACACACACAGACGUACACGUACACACAAAAACACACGACGCUGAGUCGUCGGUUUGUGAUUCGGGCGCCCCCGUGUGUGAGUAAAAAAACGGUGAUAUUGUUAGAACAUAUUUACGCUAAAAGCUAGCUCUUAAGACGCAAACUAAACUAACUGCAUCCGACACUGGACGCGCCAGUAUCGGGCAAUUGGUAGAUUCUUAUAUAUUAGGCUCUCUAAGCUAGAACGAGAAGCCGUAAGGUAAACAAAACAGAAACUCAUAACCUACACUUCCGAUAGCAGUGAAAAAAAACAAACAAGAACCCUACCUACAAUCAUUACACGCAUACUACUACAGAUCAAACACUCUCUUAACUACUUACUAGAUCGUUGAAAUUAUACUUCUAUAUAACUGAAAACAAGCACACAGCGAUCCAAGCAAGCUUGGAUCACACACUCACAGGCACGUUCAAAUAUUAAAAACUGAUUGCUUCAAAGUACACACCCGGCACACACACUCACUACGCAACCGCAGUAGGCUUUGAAUUGUUUCGUUUCCGUUUUACUUAGGCUUUAUGCAAACCACGUGCUCGCGAAAACUGAGCCGUACAAGGAAUUGCUUCCCGUGUUAAAAAAAACUUUGUUUGUUCUUUAACCAAUUGUUACACGCAACACACAAACAAACAUACUCUAUUUCUGAAACAUACACAAAAACACACACACUGAUACACACGUUCUAAAACGCAACUGAAAACGUUUCAGACAAUAUCAAUUGAAGUCAGGCUUCGCACCUUUUUCCUACUAAUACAAUAUGCAAACAAUGCAAAAAAAAUGCAGUUUAGGCGAAUUCAGUCGUUGAAUAGAGGAAAUAAAAAAUAAACAAAAGAAAAUUGUUUACUCCACCUAGGUGAAAAAAAAUGUUAUAGGUAUUUACUAAUUAUAGAGCUCGUUUUAUACAAAAAUAAAAUAAUGAAAAAAUCUACUAAGGAUAACUUUUAAAAAAAACAAGUAAACUUUCGAUAAACAAUGGGAACGGUAUUCGUUCGGAGGCUGGCAACUAAUACGAUUGUGUGAAGUGAAAUGUGAUUGGCGUCGAGCGAUGGUCACGUUGUAGCAGGCGCUGAAUCUGGCGAAUUGACAGGAGAAUGCCGCGGAACGUGUCGUUGCCACUAGCAACAACUCUCUAGGAUGAUCUUUUAAAAUAAAACACACACACAUGCACUCGCCGCACUCCCACGCAUAUACACGCACACAGACACACUGUCACCUUUUUCCCCUAUACAUGCUCGCAACACGCUCUCACACGAAAUAAAACACUCACACUAACUCUUUUAAACGGACACGAGAACAUGGUCAGUUAACCUAAAUAAAUUGUAGCAGAAUUAAGUAAUCAAUUUAAUGAAUUUGACUAUUAAAUCUAAAGAAGAAAAAAAAAUCGCUAAUGAAACGAAUAAUAUUUAAAAUAAACUAAAGAAAAACCACAGAAAAACUCUUCCCAUUGACUUUUCAGAGUUUGAUUAUAUAAAUUACAAAACAAAACAACUAGAUUGAAACGUGCAAUACUCUUCCGCAAGGCGACCGCUCGGUCGCUAGGGGCGAAAACGAAAACAAAAACCUUCCCCCCCACCCCUAACCCUUUCAAAACCAAUCAAAUGUGGAAUAAAGCAAUUCUGUUCAAUAAUACCACAAAUCCUAGCGAAACGGCGAAUAAACUGAAAAUCCAUGGCACACUAUAACCAAGAGCAAAUAACAAAAAAAACAACAACAACAAAACAUGAAACACGCAAUUAUCACCAAUAAUAAUAAUAACAAAUAGAGCAACAAGAUCAAACAAAACUAUCAGAGGAAACCCCCUAAGAGACAGUAGCAGCAGCAGCCAAGCAUCAAACGAAACGAGUGCGCAAAGUGGAACGUAGAAGAAACCUUUGAAUGGGCAGUGAGGGAAGUGUUGUAUACACUCGGAACAGAGGGCAGAGAACAGAACGAUCAGCACGUGAAAACGCAUUGCAGAGAACUCAAAAUUACGAUAAUAAAAUUCAAUCAUUACAUUUUAAAAUGUUCAAGAA
Molecule: messenger RNA, 17450 nt
Organism: Topomyia yanbarensis
Lineage: Eukaryota; Metazoa; Arthropoda; Insecta; Diptera; Culicidae
Product: neuronal acetylcholine receptor subunit alpha-7-like
Exons: 13
Coding region: 2089-3870 (593 amino acids)
Biological process (GO): signal transduction; regulation of membrane potential; monoatomic ion transmembrane transport
Cellular component (GO): neuron projection; synapse; postsynaptic membrane
Molecular function (GO): transmembrane signaling receptor activity; acetylcholine-gated monoatomic cation-selective channel activity
Source: RefSeq, a predicted model, not a curated record